AUGUCAAUCGCCUUCAUAAAACUGGCUGGGAAGAAUGCCACCGCCAAAUCUCCAAGCAUUGUAAUCAUGCCCGGAGGUCCAGGCGGUUCUGGUAUUGAUCUCCUCCUCACAUACCGUACUGUUGCAGGGCAAAUGUUUGGAGAGCAUUUCAACUUCGUCUCCUUUGACCCUCGUGGUGUGAACAACAGCGAUUUGCGCCUCGACUGCUUCUCAGGGAACUCAGAAGCAAGGUUGGCCUUCAUUCAACUGCACAGUACAGGCGCUACCAACACCUCAUCAACCUCGCUUGAAGAACAGUACUAUUCAAGCUCUAUUUACGGAGAGUGGUGCAAUGAUGCUGUCAACAAUGAGUCAUCCCAUGGUUAUUAUGUGACCACACCGGCGGUCGCCCAUGAUCUGCUCACAUUUAUAGAAGCUGAGGCCGAGGUGGCCGGUCAGUCACCGGCAGACGCCAAAUUGUGGUGUUAUGGCAUUAGUUACGGCACUGUCCUUGGCAGCACUUUCGCUGCCAUGUUUCCUGAGCGAGUUGGGAGAAUGAUACUAGAUGGUGUUGUGAACGCAGAGCAGUAUUAUAGCAAUGAAUGGAGGGACAAUGUUGAUCAAAUGGACGAGGCCAUGGAAAACUUCUCGAGCUUCUGCCAUUCCGCAGGUCCUAGAAAGUGUUCCUUCUGGGGACCCACGCCAGCUAACAUCACGGCCAGACUGGACGGCAUCGUCCAUCAGCUUCAGAAUCAUCCGGUUCCAAUAAGCGGAGUCCGAAGUCAAGUCCUACCGACACUGGCCACCUAUUCCGAUCUGAAGGCUCUCUUCCUCACCACUAUCUACGCCCCACUGAAGAACUUCCCUGUCAUGGCCGACAUCCUACACCAGCUUGAGCGUGGGGACGUGUCUGCUCUUGCAGGCAUGUUUGACGGAUUGAAUUCUAUAUCCGACUCCCGUCUAGCCAUUCAGUGCGCCGAUUCGUAUCGGAGAAACAGGCUUACUACCAUGGAAGACUUUAAGAGUUACGUCGAGUACGCGAUCUCGAAGAGCAAGUACAUCGGUGAUAUUUACCCCAUCUACCAAGACAAUAUCUUGUGCAGAUCAUUCCGACCGAAAUUGCCUGAUAGCAUGGUGGUUCAAGUCCCAGUAAGUGGGCUAGACAGGCCUACUUCCUUCCCAAUCCUCUUUACAAGUAAUACCAUCGAUCCUAUAACGCCCUUGAAAUCGGCGCGCAACAUGUCUUCUCAGUUUACCGGAUCAGUACUCCUAUUGCAAGAAGCUGUUGGUGCUUACUCCUGGUAUCUCCCUCUCGAUGCAGCAUACUGUCAUUGA
Aspergillus lentulus is the source of this 1314-nucleotide messenger RNA. Its product is annotated as tripeptidyl aminopeptidase. Lineage: Eukaryota; Fungi; Ascomycota; Eurotiomycetes; Eurotiales; Aspergillaceae. The record is from RefSeq and is a predicted model, not a curated record.